Molecule: messenger RNA, 2602 nt
Organism: Harpia harpyja (harpy eagle)
Lineage: Eukaryota; Metazoa; Chordata; Aves; Accipitriformes; Accipitridae
Product: carbohydrate sulfotransferase 5-like
Exons: 2
Coding region: 1061-2293 (410 amino acids)
Biological process (GO): N-acetylglucosamine metabolic process; carbohydrate metabolic process; keratan sulfate proteoglycan biosynthetic process
Cellular component (GO): Golgi membrane
Molecular function (GO): N-acetylglucosamine 6-O-sulfotransferase activity
Source: RefSeq, a predicted model, not a curated record
CCCCCCCCGAGAACAUGGCUGAUUCGGGUUAAGGUGGUUUCCUUUGCUGGAGUUAGGUGGUGAAAUCAGGUGCUUUAGAGAACAUUUCCCGUCGUUCCGGGAAAUCCCUUCCCAUUUUUCUACUGUGUCCAGCCUCUGUUUCUAGGUGAAAGUGACGUACUGGACCAAAGAAUUUGUCAUUAUUUCUUAGUUGCAGUGGUUGCUUCAGUGGGGCACACAAGGCACCCCUCAGCCCGUUCGUCCUCAGACUGUUGGAACUUCAGGACGCUGUUGUACCGGUGCAGGCAAAGACUCAAAUAAGUGAACAGCAUUCAGUCACUGGGAGUGCCUCUUUGUCACCCCAGUUUUGCCAUCCUUAAAAAUAGUAAAAAUUCCUAACAAAAAUUGCGACCGAGCAGACCUCAUUUCUUGAACACCGGUGAUUCUAGUAGCUGAAAACACUUUGUGAUCUUUAGCUGCAUUGCAUGGAGAAAUAGGUGUUGUAGGGCUAUGCCUCGACACUGCCAUUUGUUCAGGCUGGACAACUUUAUCUAACUCCAGACAACAUAAAAAAAAAAAAACCUUUUAAAAAUAAUUUUUAUGGUCGUAUCAUGAAAUCUGUGGUAUGCUUCAUUGUAUUGUAAAGUAUUUAAGCCUGAUGAUUACCUGGAAGCGACUCUUCCAAUCUCAUUUUCCACUAGACUGUAAAAGGAAGUAUGUUUUCAAAAGCUAGAUUAACACAAUCAGCUGAAAUGCUAAUCUAAUGUCAGAAUUCAAAAUGUCCGAUUACAGUACAUUUACUGUACUUCUAUUAUUUCUGUUUCAGUUUCACUGUUGUAUUAAAACAAUUAAGGAGGCUUAUUAAUUUUUUGAACUAUUUAGCAAUGAUUAGCUAUUGGAAAGACUUUCAACUCUUUUUGAAGUACCAGUGGUUAUAGAAGGCACCCUCCAAACUAACUUUUUCUUUCCCCAUUCAAAGACCAGUCUGCAUAUUGUUGGCCAUACAGUAAGCUUUUGCCUUGUGAAGAUGUGUCAUUUCUAGCUGUGGAAGAACACUGGAAAGUGACGUUUUGUCGGCUGCAUGAUUUGUUGCAAGGAUUACUACUUUUUUUAUUUCUUUUCCUCGGUGAGAAUGGCAAGGAUUCGGAUUCCUAGCACAAUCGUUAUACUUUUUGUUACAGUUCAGACUGGAUUCUUACUCUUCAUGUAUGCCCGGUACAGUAACUUCAUGCCUCAGUCUGAGGAGAAACCAUCUCAAGUCCACGUCCUCAUUCUCUCCUCCUGGCGGUCGGGAUCUUCUUUUGUCGGUCAACUUUUCAGCCAGCACCCCAGCGUCUUCUACCUGAUGGAGCCCGCGUGGCAUGUGUGGGUUACGAUGUACCAGAACAGUGCCAAGGUCUUGCACAUGGCAGUGCGGGACCUAGUCAGGUCGGUCUUUCUGUGUGACAUGUCUGUAUUUGAUGCUUACAUGCCUUGGAAAAGAAACUUAUCUGAUCUUUUCCAGUGGGCAGUGAGUCGGGCUCUGUGUUCAGCUCCUGCUUGUGACUCCUUUCAACGUACUGAUAUAACCAGUGAAAUGGCAUGCAAGACUCUUUGUGGACGGUACCCAUUCAGCAAGGUGGAGGAAGCCUGUAAGACUUACAGCCAUGUUGUCAUCAAGGAGGUUCGAUUCUUUGACUUGAAGGUCCUCUACCCCCUUCUCACUGAUCCAUCCCUGAAUCUCAAAAUCAUUCACUUGGUCCGUGACCCCAGGGCAGUCGUCAAGUCACGGGAACAAUCGGUCAAAGCAUUAGCCCGUGACAAUGGAAUUGUUUUGAGUACCAAUGGCACUAAAGUGGAAGACAGCAAAUACAAAGUAAUGCAAGAGAUUUGUAGAAGUCAUGUUCAGAUUUAUGAAACGGCUACUCUAAAACCACCUAAUUUCCUUAAAGAUCGCUAUUUAAUGAUCCGUUUUGAAGAUCUGGUCAGAGAUCCAUUAUCAGAAAUCUCAGAAAUGUAUAAAUUUGCAGAUCUUAGUUUGACCCCCAUGCUCAAAAGCUGGAUCUAUAAUAUCACACAUGGACAGGGACCAGGAAAAAAAAAAGAAGCCUUCAGAAUCACAUCUCGAGAUGCAGUUAGUGUUUCACAGGCCUGGAGAAAUGUUCUUUCCUUCCAGAAAAUUAAGAAAAUACAGGAAGUUUGCAAAGGUGCUAUAAAUAUGCUUGGCUAUCAGCUGGUGGAUUCAGAAAAAGAACAGAGAGAUCUGUCAUUGGAUUUAGUAUUGCCAAGACGACAAAAUCAAUUCAGUUGGUCAUCAUUUAAUCCAAAGCACUGAGACAUCAUUACUGAGAGAUCCUGGGGGUGGGGGGGUUGUGUAGAUGGCUGAGUAUUUGUCUACUGUGCGGCAUAUAGGUAAUUUGAAAAUCCUUGGCUGAUAAGUUUAAUUAUCUUCCUGUCUGCUGUUUUUCUGUAAAGGAAGGAGGUUUUUUUCUGAGUUUCUUACACCGCAAAACCAAAAAAAAUACAUUGGAAAUGCCGUGAGAUACUUGUCAGAUUGCAAAUUUACAGUUGAGCUGCGCUGUUCUCAGCAUUGUUUUAAAAAUAUAAUUUAAGUACUUUCUAUUAAAAGAUGAAUUGUCAAAAA